GAUCGGGAUCUGCACCUAGCGUUGGCACUAAAGAGGCAGCAUCAAUGUGCUCGUCUUGCAAACAAACUGUAAUAGGGCAGAGUUUUGGGCAGGGUUUGGGGGGCGGGGAGGGCUAAACUCCCUGGAAUCCCCGUGCAGCGUUUUGGAAAGCGAGGUUAAAGCAGAUGAUGAGCAAGAAGAGUCUGACAGCGUGCGUUUCUCACGGGCUGCUGUGGAGGAGAGCUCUGCACCGCCAAGUCUAGCAAGCAGCUAGCGCGGAGGAGGCGGCGGCGGGGGCUGUGCGCAAGGCUGCUCAGCACGGGCAAUUAUUGCUCCAGCUGUUUGGACAAAGACACAAAAUCCUAAGGGUGUCGGAUUUGGCAGCCCAGGAGCGGCGGCUGCGUUGCCUGCCCGGAGCCGGGCUCGUGCGGACUGAGCUGGCGGACUCGGAGUGACUGUGGGAUUCCCUCCCGCCCGCGGGAGGCUGGCGCUGGGCAGAGGCGUCAGGCACCUGCCCGGGGGCGGGCUUGGCUCGAACGCUGCGGCCCCAGCGCCACUGGAGGGGAACCCUCGGAUCCGCUUCUCAGCCGGGCUCCCCGCUCCGGCGGCCACGGGCUGCUCCCGGGAGGGGACCCGCCUCCCCCUGCACGUGCCCGGACGGAGCUGGCGCGGCUGCCCGGGUCUAGCCGCCGCCUGUUCCCCCAGUGCACGAGCCUGUGCCCGGGCGCAGCCGCCUGAGAGGAGCAGCCCAUGGGCACGGGCUUGUGCCCGGGCCGUGCUGGUGCAGCUGCCCGGCGUUAGCCCAUGGGCCGAGCCGCUGCCCGCGACUAACCAGCCUCCUGCGCUGCCCAUGUGCUCCAGCCUGCGCCCGGGCGCCGCCGCCGCUGCUGCUGGCUGGGACUAGCCGCCUCCUCCCCCGGUGGAUGCCGCCGGGGAGCGAGCGGAGCGCGCAGCCGGGGAGGGGGGCUGCCGCGGCCGCCGGAGCCGGAGUGCCUGCCAGUGCCCUGUGCGCUCACCAGCAUGCUUUACUUCCAGAUGGUGAUCAUGGCAGGGACCGUGAUGCUGGCUUAUUACUUCGAGUACACGGACACCUUCACGGUCAACGUGCAGGGCUUCUUCUGCUACGAGGGCUCCUAUCGCAAGCCCUACCCGGGCCCGGAGGACAGCAGCGCCGUGCCCCCGGCGCUCCUCUACGCGCUGGCCGCAGGGGUCCCGGUGCUGGUGAUAAUCAUUGGAGAAACUGCAGUGUUUUGUCUACAGCUAGCUACAAGGGAUUUUGAAAACCAAGAAAAAACCAUAUUAACUGGAGACUGUUGUUAUAUAAAUCCACUGGUGCGCAGAACCAUCCGAUUCCUUGGAAUCUAUGCAUUUGGACUGUUUGCUACAGAUAUCUUUGUAAAUGCUGGACAAGUAGUAACAGGGAAUCUUGCACCGCAUUUUCUUGCACUUUGUAAACCCAACUAUACAGCACUUGGAUGUCAACAGUUCACACAGUUCAUCAGUGGUGCACAUGCCUGCACUGGAAACCCAGACCUUAUUAUGAGAGCCAGAAAAACAUUUCCAUCCAAAGAAGCAGCUCUCAGUGUAUAUACAGCUACGUAUCUGACUAUGUAUAUUACCAACACAAUAAAAGCCAGAGGAACAAGGCUUGCAAAACCUGUUCUGUGCUUAGGCUUAAUGUGUUUGGCAUUUCUUACUGGUAUCAACAGAGUAGCCGAGUAUCGAAAUCACUGGUCAGAUGUGAUAGCAGGAUUUAUAAUUGGAAUAUCAAUAGCAGUGUUUUUGGUUGUAUGUGUGGUAAAUAAUUUUAGAGGAAGACAACCAGAACAUGAAAAUUCUCAUAUGGAUAAUCUGGCCCAGAUGCCAAUGAUCAGCAUCCCACGAGUAGAAAGUCCUUUAGAAAAGAACCACAUCACGGCCUUUGCAGAAAUCACAUGAUGAUGAAGCUGAUGUAUAUUCACUACACUGGACAUCAUCUCUUUUCACAGUCCACUCAUAAUAACGGAAGUGUGUUGAAAAUAAGAGAGUAAAAAUUGUCUGAUUUAUAACUUGAUUUUUACAACAUAAAAACUACAUCAACAUUUGAAAAAUACUUCUUAAGUAUUAAAAGGUCACUUUACUUUCCAACAAAAGCAUUGCACCAUUAUUUAUGUAUUUAUUUAUGGGGGUGGGAGGGGGGAGGGAAUCUGAACACUAGUCAUGUUUGUAUGACAAUGCCCUCUCUAGCCUUUUUUUGGCUAUUUAUCAUUUUAAUUAUUCAUAUAUCUAUUCAGCAGUACAUCAUUUUCUGAUUGAUUUGGAUUUUUAAAAUCUGAGUUUUUAAUUCAGCAUGACAUUGUUUCCAUUUGAGCUGAUUUCAGUGUAUGAAAAUUUUUUUAAAAAUUAUGUUCUGUACUAAAAUGCUAUUUGCUCAUUAUAUUAUGCUGUAUUUCACUUAAGAUAUCACUCAUACCCUAUGUUACAUGUAAGACUGGUGCUUCUGCUUUUGAAGAGAAAAAAUGCCAAUUUUUACUGUAAUAAGUAUUGUAUCAUAAUUAAAAGUUUAUUUGGAUAUUUUCCUGACUUAAGUGUAGUCAAGUGGUUGAUAUGUAGUUCCUCAAUGUCUUGGAUGAUGUACAUUAUAGCUAGGAUAAAGGACAUGAUAAAAUAUAGAAAUUCUGGCCAUUGGUAUAUAUCCUUUUUUAGUAAUGAUUUCUCACUCUGAGUUAAGGGCUCCAUUCUUAGUCCCAGGAUAUCUUAAUUCUUUCUGUAACUAACAUCAGAAGUACAGCUAUUGCAGAUCACUGAAACUACAUGGAGUCUAUAUUCUCCUUCUGAAUAUGUGUUAUGCAUCUCAGGGCACCCAACUGACAUGCUGGAAGUGCAUGUGUCAAGGUGAACGGGGGUUAGAGGAGGGAACUAGCCUAACAAGCAAUUUACAUAUUUCUAUACCCUAUAUUUUUGUUUCAGGGAAUUUGUGGGAAACGUGGCUGUGUAAAUGUAAGAGGUAUCACAGAUAUCUUGGCCCAAAUUGCUAAAGAUAUUUAGGCACUGCUGAGUUCAGGGUGGUCAAUAACCUUUUGGCUCCUAUGUGCCUAAAUCCCUUUUGAAAAUGAGAUUUAGGCUCCUAAAUUAGUUAGGUGUUACAGUGCUGAGUGUAGCACCUAAAUACCUGUAAACAUCCGGUCUCUUUGGCUAACAUGACCAGAACUUAUAUAAUCAAGCACAAGGGGGUCUUACUGACCUUGGGAGCAUAACAGGGGACAUAUUUCAAAUUAAUGCAUUUUCCAACCAUUUUUGUAGUGUGUAAGCGAGAACCUGACUUGUCUUUAACUUCAUGCAUUCAUAUCUUCUUUUUUACUCAUUGUUCACGAUCAAACCUACCCAUUGGAAAGGCAACCCAGCUCUCCAUUAAUGCUGAAGUUGGCCCAUAUAGAGUAAUUUUAUAGAGGUGGAGAGCCCAAAAGAGUUUGCAGCUGUUUGAUAGAGUGAAUGUCUGACCUAUCUCUGGAGACUUAGCUUUGGCAACUGCAGAUCUAAUACAACAGCUCGUCACACAUCAAGAACAGCAGUGUUGGUAGAUCUGUUGAGACAAGCAGAGCAUGCCAAGCCUCACGUUUUCCAUGCACUAACCAGUGGUGGAGGCUGCCCAACCAAUAUAAAAAAACAAGACCCUGUGAUGUCAAGUGUACAUGAAAUGUUUAACCCUAUACUUUCCCUUCAUUUGGUCAAUAAAGGGAAUGCCCAUUUAAUCUCUAAUAACCUAAACACUGCCUGGAGGACAGAGCAGGAUCACCAGUGCGAACACUGUUUGAGUAGAACAGAGAACGGAUCAUACACUUAUCCAGCUAAACUGAAAAUCCAGAAUAAAGAUGCAUGUAUGUGAAAAAAGCAAGAAUAGAGCUCUUCACCACCACAAUGCUACUUAAACAAUUGACAACAAUGUUCAUUAAAAUAUCAAUUGUUUAAAAAAUUGUAGUAUUUUUCAAAUGUGUGUGCCACCCUGCUAAAUACAUUUACCCUUCUUCCUCUAGCUGUUUAGGAACCAGCCCACUAAAAAUUGCUCUAUGUGCAGCUUAAAGUGAAAUCUUCACUUUUUUUUUUUUUUUUUUGCAUGGCGGUGAUCCUGCAGAUUUUAUAUAUUAUUGCCAAGAGGCUCUUUUAUGUUGAGAUUUUUUUCAGCAUACUGUGUAUAUUCAGCUUGUAACUGGGUGUCUCUCUCUCCUCCUCUCAGGGAUUUAGGCCAGUCAAGCAUUUGGGUUAAAUUGAUCAGAUGUUUUUGUUGUGAACUGACAGUGGAUAAACAAAAAGCGACACUUUCCUGUGUACUGUAUUUUUAAAUAACAUUUUUUCAUUUAUAGGUACAGUAUUUUUUUAGACAAGUGAUCUGGGCCAGUAGUCAGUUGAUUGUUCAUCUUAUUUACAUGUAGACUGAGUAAUUUAAAAGUUGAUGUGGACUGACUGUCUUCAUUAUUAUAGGAUGCACUAGAAUUCCAUGAUGUACCUCUACAGUAUUUAACUAGUCUUCAUCUACUGUGUACAGCAGAGGGGCUGGUCUUAUUGCACUUUAGGUAGCAGUUGGUAAACUUGCCCACUAACCACUUUCUACCAUGUCAUUUAUCUGUUUGUUUACCCUGAGGGCUUUUUUUUCAGACGUACAUGGUACCAUGCAGGAUUGACGAUUCCAUUUUGAGUAGCCGUCAUGACCCUCCUGGAAAAUCUAUUAGCUAGGGCAGUGUUGUUCCUACUAAAAUAUACUGGAUGACUGUAAAAUGUCAAUUAUUUUCAAAUGCAACUAUUUUCAAGAACUCUUGAUGGGCCUGUUUUGAUCAUGGUGCAGAAAACUUCAGUGCAAGAACCCAACUUGUAUGUUUUAAAGAAGACGCCUACUAUGCAGAAACCAGCUCUGAUACUAUACUUAGAUUAGAUUUUUAUCAGAAAAUGUCAGCAAACACAUACAAACCAAUGGAAAAAUAUCUCAAUCCAUAAUCAAAAUUUACAGCUAUGCAAAGGAAGAAAGACACCGCUGGAGAACUUAGCGUUUAAUUUAAGGAACAUUAUUUGUAUGUUCUCAUAUGUGAUAAUUUUGUGCUUAGUAGUUAUCAACCUAAACUUUUUGAAUCUCAACAUCUAUCAUUAAAU
This is a messenger RNA of Chelonia mydas (Green sea turtle), 5100 nucleotides long. It is a transcript of the gene PLPPR5, whose product is annotated as phospholipid phosphatase related 5. NCBI's taxonomy places the organism in Eukaryota, Metazoa, Chordata, Testudines, Cheloniidae. Gene Ontology annotation, molecular function: phosphatidate phosphatase activity. The transcript is spliced from 6 exons. The coding region runs from base 1000 to 1917 and encodes 305 amino acids. The record is from RefSeq and is a predicted model, not a curated record. Gene Ontology annotation, biological process: phospholipid metabolic process; phospholipid dephosphorylation; signal transduction.